Molecule: messenger RNA, 2589 nt
Organism: Cokeromyces recurvatus
Lineage: Eukaryota; Fungi; Mucoromycota; Mucoromycetes; Mucorales; Mucoraceae
Exons: 5
Coding region: 55-2142 (695 amino acids)
Biological process (GO): cell division
Molecular function (GO): protein binding
Source: RefSeq, a predicted model, not a curated record
AAAAAAUUUUUUUUUUCUUUGUCCCUUUUUUAUUAAGUGUGAGGCUGGAAAAAGAUGACAGAGCGAUCAAACAUUUCAAUUGAGUCAUGGGUUCUCAUGUCAUUGAUCUAUAGAGAUUUAGAUGAUGGCGAUUAUCGUAAUGCACUUUUAUUAGCUGAACGAUUAUAUGCUCUCGACAAUCAAAAUAAAUAUUAUAAAUUAUUGUAUGCAGAUUGUCUUUUUCAUUGUCUUGAUUAUACUGCUAGCUAUACUAUAUUGAAAUCUGUAAAAUCAAUACCAUGUUUAAAUUUAUUUGCUAAAAGUUGUCUUGAGCUUGGAAAUACUGAAAAACUUCCCGAAAAACAACGCGAAUUAUGGGAAGAAGGUGUACAGUCACUUCAACUUGCUUUAUCUUUACCUGAAAUACCACAAACUAUUCAUUGGGGAGAUGAAUUAUCAAGUAUGACGGUCAGAAAUCAUAUGCCAAGUCGGUCUUCUAUUUGUAACUUACUAGGUGAUUUGUAUGUAAAAUUAGAUAAUAUUCGUUUAGCAGCUACUUAUUAUUGGGAUUGUCUAUUAAACAAUCCAUACAAAAUAUCGGCCUAUAUUAAAUUAUGUGAAAUUGCACCUGAUGUGGUUGAUUUUAACAAGACAAAAUUACCAAAGGAUAUAUUUGUUGAUUUAGAUCCUGCAGUCAUUAAUUUAUCAAGAUCUUCUCUCUCUUAUUUACCACCAUUUCCUUCAGCUAACAUAUCUGAUAUUUCAUUCUCAAACGAUUUACCACCUUCCUCAAUAAAGAAAAAUGGUUGCUCUAUGCCAGAAAUACAUGGUGAUUACCAUGACUUUUCUAUAGACCAAUUAAGAGCCCUUGUUACGGUUUCAUCAAAAAUAGUAUUGGAUCAUGAUAAAUUACCGGAACACGAGUAUGAAAGAGAUGAAAUUGAGAAUAGAAAGGAUACUAUUAUUACAGAUAUCGAAAAUGAUAUUAAGCGAAUGGAAGCGAAUGAAGCAUUUAAAAAUAAGCACGGUUUACAUAGAAAACCACCUAUACCAAAACCCCAAAAACUCACAGUUGAAUUAGAAACAAUUAAUGAAAACGAGGAACAAAGUGAUCAUGACAAAGUCAUAUAUGAUUCUAUUCAAAAUAAUGCACCACCUAGACUACUGAACUCCUCCAGAAGACGGCCUAGUGAUACCCCUGCCAAAUCGAACCGUCCAGUUAAGAAACGUGGAAUAAUUAAAGAUUCAACUGAAAAGGCACAAUCUAUUUCUUCUUAUUUUUUACCUCUUUUAAAUGUUCCAGAAACAGAUCAAGUAGGAGAUAGAGAAAUCGUUGAAGGAAUGAACAAAGUAAUAAAAGCACUUUGUAUAUUAGCGAAUGGCUAUUUUUAUCAAUCGUUUCAUCAUUGUGAAAAAGCUGCGCUGGAGUUACAAAAGCUGGAUGAUAGGCAAUAUAAUUCUCCGCGUGUUCUUGGCAUUUUGGGUAUAGCGUACUAUGACGCAGGUGACUAUCUCAGUGCUCGUGCAUUCUUCAGACAAGCAUUUCUCAUAUCACCUUGGUAUUGUGAUUAUAUCCCUAUUUAUUCAACUUGUCUUUGGUAUUUAGAAAAGGAGGAGGAGCUGAAUUUGCUGGCCUUUAAGAUGAAAGAAAAUCGAUCACAUCAAUUCGAGGCUUAUAUUGCGGCUGGUAAUUGGGCAAAAUGUGUAAAAGGUGGUAAUGAAGCAGUUCAAUGGUUUCAAAAAGCUGUUGAUUUAGACCCAUCUCGAUCCUAUGGACAUGCUUUAUUGGGUUAUGAAGAAUGGGAGAAGGGUAACAGUUUAGGGGCAAAGAAGCAUUUUGCAAAUAGCAUGAUUACAGAUAAAAGAUCAUAUCUUGGCUGGUAUGGUAUGGCUUCUGCUUAUCAAGCAAUGGAAGAAUACAUGCAAGCAAGAACAUUAUUAGCUGAGGCAGUCCGAUUACAUCCACGACAUCCAGUUGUAUUGUCAACAAUGGCUGAAGUGCUUUAUGAACUUGAAGAAUAUGAAGAAGCAAAAGAAUACAUUGACAAGUCAUUAAGCAUAAAAACGAGUACAGCGAAUGAAAAACUAAAAAGCAAAAUUGAAACUAGUUUAAUAGAAACAAGAAAUAAUGCUAAUACUAUCGAUAAUGAUUUAUAUAUUUAAUAAAUAUUUAUUUUUUACUAGUAGUGAAUUAAAAAAGAAAGGAUUUAUACAUGAAUAAAAGGUUAGAUUAUAUAUGGCUAGUAUACUAGCUAAGGAUUGGUAAAAAAAUAAAUUAUAAAACUCAUAUAUGAAUAAGUAAGCAAAGAUAUCUAUGCGUAUACUUACAAUACACUGCUCUUUUUGUCGGACUUUAUAAAAUACAAGAACUAUAUGCAACAAAUCUUAGCUUAGCGCUGUAGACUGGAUUGUUAAUCAUACCCAGUUACUUUCGCUUCGACUUCCAAUAUGGUCGAGUUUUCUGUAGUACAGACUGAUUUGGUAAUAUGGGAACCCAACAAAGCUUUAGUUGUAGGUUUGUAGUAAAAACUCUGAAAGAUCUGUGUGUUACGACUCCAGUUUACAUGUUCCUUUACAGUCGACGAAACUAGGUUGGGUCAAUAAAAUAAA